AAGUUUGUUGCUGCGACUGUCCUGUCUGGAGCAGCAACCUGGCUCGGGACCUCCUCGGCUCGGCUGCCUGACGGGUUCCGCCCCGCUCUGCUAGACAUGGAUCGCUGUGACUGUGGGAUCAGAGCGAGGAGUGUGUAACGGAUCUGGGAGUGCAGCAUGAGCUCGGAGCGCUCUGACUUUCCUGCUCCAGUCGCGUGACCAUGGUAACCACCUCCAGAUGUUGGCGACCUGAAGAAUGAUUGCGAAGCGCUGGAGUUGCCAAGUUCACCUCACACGCAGAAGACGUUAAGGAUCACCGAAGCAUCCAAGAUGCGGAACGCCAACAAGGCCAGGAUCGGCAUCGCAGUGCUGCUGCUGGUGAUCCUGGGCAUCGUGGGCAUCGUCACCUUCAUGAUCUUCCAUCGAGCCCGCUGGUCCACGCGCAUCGUUCGACUGCCCGAGAACCUUUCCCCGGAAGAGUACACCGUGGUCCUGCAGCCUCACUUCUACACCAGACUCAUGGACGACACCAACACCACCAGAGAGCAGAUCAAGCUGCUGACCGGAAACUCUACCGUCAAGCUCCACUGCGUGGAGAGGACCAACAAGAUCGUCCUCCACGCCAGUGAUCUGAACAUCUCCAAUCCAGUGGUGAUCAACCUCCACGACAACCGGACGCUGGGUGUGAGAGACGUCAGGCAGGAGGAGGGUCAGAUCCUAGAGAUUCGGCUGAACCAGCACCUGGAGAAGGGCCACAAGUACAGCUUGUUUUUGGACUUCAGAAGAGAGUUGUCGGGUGGGUUGAGUGGGCUGUACCUGAGUGGCUACUCAGACCAGGAGAGGUUGACGGCAGAACCAGAUCGGUUUCUGGUUGUCACCAACAUGGAGCCGUCGGACGCCAGGAUGGUGUUUCCUUGUUUUGAUGAGCCACACAUGAAGGCGGUGUUCCACGUCGCGGUGAUCCACCGGAGAAACACCACCGCUCUGGGGAAUGCCGCGGCGCGAGAGUCCAGAGUCAUCAACGACGACUGGAUGGUUACUCACUUUCAUCCCACGCCGAAGAUGUCCACGUACUUGUUUGCCAUCGUCGUGUCAGAGUUCACAGCCUUGACUUCGGAACAUCCCCGCGUGAAGAUCCAGAUACACGCUCGGCCGUCUGCCACCCAAACUGGACGCAGUCAAGUGGCGGUGAACAUCACGGGCCGUAUCCUCAGCUUCUAUGAGGAAUACCUGGGCAUCGAAUACGGCCUGAGCAAACUGGACCAGAUCGCGCUGCCAGACCUGCAUGCGGCAGCGAUGGAGAACUGGGGGCUUGUGACGUAUAAAGAGUUGUCGCUGCUGCAGUUUCCCAUCACUGACCCUGGAGCGCACUUUCUGCACAGGGUCAACAUCGCCUACAUCGUCGCGCAUGAGCUGGCGCAUCAGUGGUUUGGGAAUCUGGUGACGAUGAAGUGGUGGAAUGAGGUUUGGCUGAACGAAGGCUUCGCCAACUACAUGACGCGCCCGGUGAUGAAGCAGCUCUUACAGGACCCUGACUUUGUGGACCUGAUGGAGAUGCGCUCGCUCCAGGAGUGUCUCCAGGCCGACGCCGGCCAGUCCCACCCGCUCACGGUUCCACCGGAAGACAUCCAGACCCCCAGUGAUCUGUACACCUUGUUUGACAUUAUAAGCUACAACAAGGGGGCGGCGGUACUGACCAUGCUUGCCAGCGCUAUUGGCGAGCAGGUUUUCCUGAGAGGGCUGAAAAUGUACCUUAGGGAAUUCUCCUACAACAACACUGACCAGUACGACCUCUGGAGGACCAUUCAGAAGGCGGUUGAUGACAGCGGAGGUCACGUGGACGUGACUGAGGUGAUGACCAGCUGGACGACGCAGACUGGAUUCCCUCUCCUCACCAUCGACACCACCACUGGAGAAGUGGUCCAGGAGCAUUGGAGCGAUUCAGACAAGGACUCCAGCCGGCGGUGGCACGUCCCGGUCCACUUCAUGACGGGCACCUCGGGGUCUUCCGUCGUGUUUCUGCAAAACCACCGCAAGGUGCAGCGAGAUGAGCUCAAGUCCAGGAACGGAGCGUGGAUCCUGGCCAACGUCAACUACACCGGCUAUUACAAAGUCAAUUACGACCCGGGGAACUGGCAGCGGCUCGUCUCUCAGCUGGAAACAGACCUGCAUAGAAUCCCCAUGAUGAACAGAAUGGCCCUGAUUCAAAGUGCCUUUGAGUUUUCACGGGCCGAGAUGGUGGACGUCACCCUGACCCUGAACGUGACGCGGUUCCUGCGGCACGAGAGAGCCUUCCUCCCCUGGCUUCUGGUGGCAGAAGAGCUGCCGGACUGGACCGCGAUGUUCGACCGCUCCGACUUUUACGGACUGAUGCAGGCCUACUGGAGGACCCGGGUGAAAGGCGUCUACGAGCUGUUCAGGAACUACACCGACAGCAUGACCCCCCCUCGGGACUUCAGUCAGCAAAACUUCCAGAGUGUGGCGGUGCACAUCGCCUGCUCCAACGACCUCCCAGAGUGCGUAGACAUGGCCUCCAAGACGUUAGCAAACUGGCUCGCAAGUAACCAGACUGAGAAGAAUAAAGAGCAUCUGGACUCUGAAAGCCUGGAGUACCUCACCCUCUGCCGAGGCAUGGCCGCCGCCGGGGAGUCGGAGUGGGACCAGGUCUGGGACCUGGUCACGUCCUUCAACCGGACCGAGCUUUAUCCUCUUCUGGCCUGCUCCACCAACACUUCGCUCCUGCAAAGAUACCUCCAGUACACGUUAGACGCCGAGAAGAUUCCGCUCAUGUACAGUCACAACAUCGUGGCCGACAUCACCAGGUCUGUAGCAGGACACCAGCUGGCGUGGGACUUCAUGCAAGCGCACUGGGAGCACUUCCGCCAAGAAUGGACCGGAUGGAGGGCCUCCAUGCUGCUCCAUGUGGUGGCCAAACGAUUCACGUCAGAAGCAGAGCUGACACAGCUGGAGACCAUAGAGAGCAAGUACAACCCCGACACAGACCUGACCAGGACGAAGGAGAGAAUCCGCCAAAACAUCAGGUGGUUCCAGAAGAACGAGGGGGUUGUGCGCGCGUGGUUUCAGAGAGAGGCUGCCGCAUGACGCGCGGGACCAGGCGCUGUCCGCACCAACCACUAGCUGCAGUGAGCGCUGAGCACCUGCAAGUGUCGGCAGUCUCCACCUGUAUCUUGUACUGUGAUAGAGAUUUACGCAACAUAUACUCAGGGCACUUUUGCAAGAGGGGAGCUCACGUUCCCACCAGAGAUCUGCUUCUGUACUCCGCACUCUCGGACCUUAUUA
Molecule: messenger RNA, 3279 nt
Organism: Synchiropus splendidus (mandarinfish)
Lineage: Eukaryota; Metazoa; Chordata; Actinopteri; Syngnathiformes; Callionymidae
Gene: anpeplb
Product: alanyl (membrane) aminopeptidase-like b
Exons: 20
Coding region: 310-3081 (923 amino acids)
Biological process (GO): proteolysis; peptide catabolic process
Cellular component (GO): cytoplasm
Molecular function (GO): metalloaminopeptidase activity; peptide binding; zinc ion binding
Source: RefSeq, a predicted model, not a curated record